Molecule: messenger RNA, 1173 nt
Organism: Eutrema salsugineum
Lineage: Eukaryota; Viridiplantae; Streptophyta; Magnoliopsida; Brassicales; Brassicaceae
Exons: 6
Coding region: 1-1173 (390 amino acids)
Biological process (GO): proteolysis
Molecular function (GO): cysteine-type peptidase activity
Source: RefSeq, a predicted model, not a curated record
AUGAAGAUCCACCUUCUGGCCUCAACGAGAAAAAAUUUGGUGUCAGACACCUUAGUACUCUACAAACCUCAGACUCCUCACCCAUUGAGCUAUGCAUAUAAGAAAAAUGAAGCGCAGACAGAUGCACAGGAUGCACAGGCUGUGGCUAAUGAGGAGGACUCAAAUGCGGGGAAAGAUUACUAUACUGCGCCGGAGGAUGCAAGUGAUGCUUCGCAGAAGACCCCUUGUACUCCAAAACCUCCACAAGAAGUUGAGGGAUCGUCUGGUGUAAAGAGAAAAAGUAGAGGAACAGGAAGAGGAGGAAGAGAUUCAAAGGUGAAAACUCUAUUUGUAUCCAGAUCGAAAGCUGCGUACAAACCACUCGAAACAGUGGAACAAGACCACUUCAAGGCAUUCCAGGAGUUAUUAUCGCGUGAAAGAAACAUCAACUUUUGCAUUGUCACUGGUCAUACUGUGAAGAAUCAAUUCUUCCUACAAAUUGCGAAGCCUACUGAGUGGGUUAACACGAUGCACAUGCAAGUCAUAAUGGCCAUGCUUUGGAGACGUAGAGGUGAAAUAUACUUGAAAGACAGGGUAGCAUUUGUAGACACCUUGUUCAUAUCCAUUAUCGGCAACUACUACAACGAUUUCAUAUCUGGAGACAAAAAUCAGUAUGACUGGGGGAAAACCAUUCAGGGCAUUGUAUUGGGAAAGCCUGCAAAGUGGGCUAAUCAGAGUCGGAGGCAAAUGUUUCUACGGUUUGUGGACGUUGUAUACGUCUCGAUGAACUGGGGGUCUGAGCAUUGGGUGGGCCUUGUAAUUGACUUUAAAAUGGGCAACAUAAAGAUUUUGGACUCAUUCAUCAGUCAUAAUGAUGAAGCGGCUGUGGAGCAGUAUAUGGCGCUCGUGUGUCAAAGUAUGCCAUUUAUAUUGAAGUGUUAUUUGGAUAGCAAAUUAACGAAAGGCCUACGCACCACCCCUUACACAUGGAGUCGUUUGGAGGGCAUAUAUCAGAACAAAAGAUCCGGUGACUGUGGCCCAUGUGCGGCCAAAUUCUUAGAGAUGCAUGCUGCAGGGCUUGGAGUGGAGGAUAUGGGUUUGAUAACGGACGAUGACGUUGACAGGUUAAGGGAGAAAUACGCCAUGGACUCAUACGAAGAGUUUGUUGGGAAUCCGGCUGUUGCCAACGCUUAG